UCUUUCUAAUUAUUUAAUAUUUAAGAUUCUCGCUGAAAUUUUUAUAUCAGUGUAUCAUCUCUUUGUUAAAUUUGUACAAAAAUUAUUGAGUCGAUAUUGUUAUUAAAACAACUGAUUUAAUUUAAAAUCUGUUCAGAAUGAACUGUGACCUUUGAUUCUAGCUAUAAAAACACUAACGAUUGCAUAAAUAUAUUCAGAGAUAGAAGAAAGUCGAAGAAAUUAGUUAAUUUAUAUUUUUCAUUACUAAAUAACAAUGCCAAAUAAUUAUGGACCACUUGUUGGAGCUAUUGAUCAAGGCACAGGUAGCACAAGAUUUUUUGUUUUUGCAUCUAAAUCUGCACAGAUCAUCACUUAUCAUCAGGUUGAACUCAGACAGCUUUUACCAGAAGAGGGUUGGGUGGAACAAGAUCCGUUAGAAAUAUUGUCAUCUGUAAAUAUAUGUAUAGAAAAAGCAUUCGAUAAUUUAAAAAAUUUAAAUGUUUCCCCUACUGACGUUAAAGCGAUUGGUGUCACAAAUCAACGAGAAACUACUAUAGUUUGGGACAAAAGGACCGGCUUGCCACUUUACAAUGCUAUAGUGUGGCUGGAUAUUCGAAAUUCGGGUACUGUUACGGAUCUUAUUAAUAAAACACCGGGUAACAAUAAAGAAUAUUUGAAGGGAAGGUGUGGUUUACCACUUUCGACUUAUUUCAGUGCUGUGAAACUUCGCUGGUUAUUAGAUAACAAUGAUGUUGUAAAUCAGACAAUUAGAGAUGGAAAUUGUUUAUUUGGUACUGUUGACUCUUGGUUAAUAUGGAAUUUGACUGGUGGUGUUAAAGGAGGUAUUCAUAUCACUGAUAUCACAAAUGCUAGUCGCACAAUGCUAAUGAAUAUUGAAAAUUUGAAAUGGGAUCCAUUUUUGUGUAAAUUUUUUAACAUUCCAUUAGAAAUUCUUCCAAAAAUUUGUAGUUCGUCCGAAGUAUACGGUAUGAUAGCUAGUGGUCCUGCUGAAGGAAUACCAAUUUCUGGUUGCUUGGGGGAUCAGAGUGCUGCAUUGUUGGGUCAGAUGUGUUUUGAUGUCGGCCAAGCAAAAUGUACUUAUGGUACUGGAUGUUUCUUAUUACGUAAUACUGGAAGACAACCUGUCUUUUCUGACCAUGGCAUGUUAACAACAAUUGCAUUUAAACUUGGUGAAGAGGCUCAAACUUAUUAUGCUCUAGAAGGAUCAAUAGCUAUUGGAGGAGCUGGAGUUAGAUGGCUUCGUGAUAACUUUAAUAUUAUUGAAAGGUCUGAAGAAAUAGAAAAUUUAGCCAAUAGUGUUGAAAGCUCUCAUGGUGUAUAUAUAGUUCCUGCUUUUUCGGGAUUAUAUGCACCUUACUGGCAGCCAGAUGCAAGAGGAAUUAUUUGUGGCCUUACACAAUUUAGCACAAAAGCUCAUCUUGCAAGGGCAAUGCUUGAAGCUGUAUGUUUUCAGACAAAAGAUAUUUUAGAAGCUAUGAAUAAAGAUAGUGGAAUUACAUUAACAGAAUUACAAGUUGAUGGUGGAAUGACGGUCAAUGAUUUACUAAUGCAACUUCAAGCAGACAUACUUGGAAUUCCUGUUGUGCGGCCGUCGAUGCCUGAAACUUCGGCAUUAGGUGUAGCAAUGGCUGCCGGUAUGGCAAAAGGUGUGGAAGUAUGGUCUUUAAGAAAGGAAGAACUUGUUAAUAUUACUACAGAUACCUUUCUUCCUACCAUCACCAAUAUAGAGAGAGAGAGGAAAUACUUCAAAUGGAAAAAAGCUAUUGAACGUAGUCUUCAUUGGGAAGACAACUCAAUGGAAUUUGUUGGAACUGAAGAUCAUAUGAUAAAAAUUUUACCUGGUGGAAUUUUUAUAUUUUCAUCUGUUAUAUUUUUAAUUUUAGCAAAAGCAUUUGAAAAAUAGAUUUAUACAGACAAUAUUACAUUAUCACAACCUGAAAUUGCUCAGAAUAGGUUAAGUUCUUAUAUCAGUUUUAUUUAAGAUGUCAAGAGGUAGCAAUAAAACUAUUGUGAUAAGUAUUUUAGGUAAUUCCAUAAUUUACAUAUACAUAAUAAUACUAAUUUAGAAAUUUAUUAGAAUUUAGAUUAAGUUUUUGUUGUUAAUAAAUAGUUCUAUGGAAAUUGUGAUAUUCUGAAAAUCUAUUUUAUUGUUGAAAUAUUGUUUAUCUGUACAAAUUUAUAAGGAUAAAUUAAAAAAUUAAUUGUGUAAAGAUGAUUAUUAUUUCAUAAUUUUAGUUGUCAUCAAUUCAAAUAGAUCUGUCUUUAAACUAAUGCCCAUCUUUCAACUUAAACCAAAAAUUUAAAGUGUACUCAAAUGAUAAACAGUUUACAGCAUACAUGUAAAAGUUUUAAAGUUGGAUCAAAUCUUCAGUUAAUCUGAACUUUAAGGAAACUUUGAACUGGAAAAACUUGUUUUCAGAGUAACAUUUAAAGGGUAAUAUAAUCCUUUAAAGUGAAUUUGUGUCAUAAUAGUAAUAUAUAAUAAAGUAUGAAUAGGUUUCCAAGGUUUGGAUUCAAUAGAAGUAAAAAAAAAUUUUAGUGCUAAAAGGAGAUGAUAUAAAUAAUUAAUACAAAAAAGAAUUUUUUACUUAGAAAAUAUUUUUGUGCAUUAGAGUGUAUUUUUUUAAGUCGUUCAGGCAACCAAGAAAAUUGUAGGCAAAUAAGCUUUUAAAGUCUUAUUUUAAGGGAACAAAGUAAAUAGUGUAAAUUUUUAUUAAUGCUGGCAUAAUGAGUUGUUCUGUAUAUUCAAAUGUUAUUUUGAACUUAUAUCUACAUGCUCCUAAAAAUGGAAAGUGAGCAUUCAACAUCAGUAGGAAGUCAUCAGAGCAAAUUUAAACUAGUUUCUGAGUAUAACUGAUUUCAGAAGGGAAACUUUAGGAGUCAAAGCUUUAUUAAAUAAAAUGUUUUUGGGACCUCUCCAUUCCAUCAGAAUGACAUUCAAAAAACAAAUACAAAUGUCUGGUAUUUUCCAUUGAACGUUUUAGGAAGUUGAAUCUUGGACAAUUUUUAAAAAAAUACAAGGAUUGAUCAAAUGAAACCCAUUUCAGUAAAUUUAUUAAGACAAACCAAACAGUAUAUCUGUUGGUAUGGCAUAAUUAAACAAAGCAAUUUAUGAGGAAGCUUGAAUGCACUUUUAUUCAUUAAAAAAGUUACUGUAGGCAUUCAGACAGGCACUCUCCACUGCUUGGGGAGAUGAUAGAUACUGUCUGCAAAGAACAAUUAGUUGGUUCUUGAACCAUUGGAUGACUGCUUCCUUGACUUAUGCAUCACAGAGUUUAAAGCAUUGUCCCUUAAGAGCUUUUUUUAAAGGUCUGGACAAAUAAAGGUCACAUGAUGACAGAUUGGGGCCUAUAGAAACAGUGAUACAGAAUCUCCCAACCUUUUUGUGCUAAAACAUCCUGAACAGUGUUCACAUGUGGUCAAGCAUUGUUGUGCAACAAAAUCACACCAUGUGAUAGCAUGCCUAGUUGCUUUAUUCUUUAUUGCUUUAUUUUGCUUGCCCAAUGUUGCAUUAUAGCAGCUGGCAUUGAUGCUCACAUGAGAGUCUUUAACAUCUACCAGCAAAGGCCCCACAAUGUCAAAAAAUGCAGUCAUCAUAACCUUGCAGCUGGAAAGCCUGACUUGAAAUUUUUGUGUUGGUGAUCCAGGGUGUUUCCAUUGCAUGCCUGCUUCUCUACUGGUUGGCUCAAAGUGGUGGCACCACGUUUUGACCUUGGAUGGAUUCUGAAUAAUUCUGGUCACGUUUUCACUACUACAUACCAAAAAGAAAAUGUCCAAGACAACUGAUCUUCUCCCUGCUUGUUCAUUGAUGUAUGCUUAUCAUGCCACAUGUGACUUCAUUCCCCUUCCCUUUCACUGAACCAUGUGACAGCAUGAACUGGUUUCAUUUGAUGAAUCCUAAUAGAACAAUUUUGAAUCAAAACAGCUAAGUGUAAAGUUGAUGAUUAACAUGCAAACAUUGAGUUUUUAAACCAAAGGAUAUAUAGUGAUAACAGCAAUGAAAGAAAAACACAAAAUAACUAUAAAAUAAAAUGAGGAAAAGUUCAACCAGCACAGAAAGUGUAAUUAUGUGCUGUUCUCCAUUGCGUAGCCUACAUAUAUCUUUAACUGUCUCAUAAUUAAGAUUUAUCUGCAAAUUCUAAUCAGUUUUUUAUUAGACUUUUGCAGACUCCAUACCUGAAACCAAUCAAAUUGGAAACAGACAACACUAUGGAGCAUUAAUAUUCAAUUAAAACAAAUCUAAUAGUUUCUAGCUUCUUAACACUGCUAACUAAAAAUGAGAUAGAUGUUUUAUUUAUACCAAUUUACUUCAGGAACUGCAAAUGCUUCUUUUGUAUUUGCAAUAUGCAAUGUCGUCUCCUCACUCAGUACAUCAAUAAUUUACAAUUAUAAUGCAAAACUUGAUAAUUUUUUUACACACUCCUAAUUUCAAAAGAAUAACUGAAGUCUUGCCUCCUCCAUUUUAUUAAAAUUAUCAGAAUAAAACACUGAAGCUUCUAACCAUGUAAAGGUGGGGAUCUCAUAAAGAUAACUUGUAGUGGAAGAGGAACUUCAGGAAAUCUCUUUACACUAUUGUAUAAGUAGAGGAACCUUAAAGAAUAGCUUGGUUUGGGAAAUGAUUGCAAUGACUGCAAAGAAUGAGGUUCU
Centruroides sculpturatus (bark scorpion) is the source of this 4647-nucleotide messenger RNA. It is a transcript of the gene Gk1, whose product is annotated as glycerol kinase-like. The transcript is spliced from 2 exons. Bases 254 to 1903 code for a protein of 549 amino acids. Gene Ontology annotation, cellular component: mitochondrion. Gene Ontology annotation, molecular function: glycerol kinase activity. NCBI's taxonomy places the organism in Eukaryota, Metazoa, Arthropoda, Arachnida, Scorpiones, Buthidae. The record is from RefSeq and is a predicted model, not a curated record. Gene Ontology annotation, biological process: triglyceride metabolic process; glycerol metabolic process; glycerol-3-phosphate biosynthetic process.